Messenger RNA from Hydra vulgaris (swiftwater hydra), 856 nucleotides. Its product is annotated as alpha- and gamma-adaptin-binding protein p34. NCBI's taxonomy places the organism in Eukaryota, Metazoa, Cnidaria, Hydrozoa, Anthoathecata, Hydridae. The record is from RefSeq and is a predicted model, not a curated record.
UUAGAUUUAAAAUCAUCAAUAAUGAAAAAUAAUGAAAUUCAAUGUGUUAUAGUUGCAUUAGACAACCAACUUUGUUCUGCAUUUAAUGUGAUUAAAAGUGAGUGAACUUAUUAAGGCUUACUUGUUGAUCAAGAUUUGGUAUGCUUCACAGAUAUAUCUUAUCAUGUAUGGAAUUUCACAAACAAAUACUUUUCAUCUAAAGUGAACAUAUGUUGUUGUACUGUGGAACACAUGCUUUCAUUGGCAAAUGAUGAGUUCAAUAGUGUUGAAGGAAUAAUCUUUGUGUUAAAUGCUUCCCAGCUAAACCAAAUUGAGAAACUUAAAGAGUUAUUUUCUUGGCUUCGGGUUGAACCAGAAAUAAAUCUUGUUUUUGAAAAUGCAAAAACAAUUGAAGAUGAUUUGGAGCAAUCAAACUUUGUAAAUUGGUGUACUGAGAAUCAACUAGAAUUAGUUUUAUCACAAGAUAUAAUUGCUGACCACACUUAUGAUGACCAUACUUAUGAUAAUGAUUUUAAAGAAAAAUUUGGUAUAGAUCGUAUAGUUGAAGCACUUAGUUCACAUGUUUGGAAGAAUCAUGUUAUUUAUUCAAAGCAAAGUGAAGAUCAGAAGUUGCUUACACAAAAUAUAUUAGAAGACAUUCCAGAUGGAGAUUCAUUUGAAGAAAUGUUUAGCAAGUUUAGAGAAAUGAAAGAGGCUGCAAAGGUAUUAAAAGGAAACGAAAGGAAAGAUUUAGCUGAAAAAGUUGCGAUAGCGUUUAUGGAAGCAUUUGAUUUAGAAGAGUCUGAUGAAAAUUAAAGUUUUUAUUCAAGAACUGAAAUUUUUAUUACUUAAUUUUUUAAAACUUUUUAACUAUUUA